AUGACAAGCCGACCGUGUCGCCGGCCAUUAUCUACUGUCGAGGUUCACCUAGUUCUUUCGCGGCUGCGCACUAUAGAUGACGCUCUUUCUCUUCUUUACUUUUCCUCUCUUUCUUUUCUCUCCUUUCUCUUAUUUACUUUUCCUCUCUUUAUUUUAUGUACCUUCUCUCUCUUAUUUACUAUUCUUCUCUUUCUUUUCUCUCUCUUUUCUCUCUUAUUUACUAUUCUUCUCUUUCUUUUCUCUCUCUUCUCUCUCUCAUUUACAUUUCUUCUCUUUCUUUUCUCUCCCUUCUUUCUCUUAUUUACUUUUCCUCUCUUUCUUUUCUCUCCUAUCUUUCUCUUAUUUACUUUUUUUCUCUCUUUUCUCUCCCUUCUCUCUCUUAUUUACUUUUCCUCCCUUUCUUUUCUCUCCCUUCUCUCUCUUAUUUACUAUUCUUUUCUUUCUUUUCUCUCCCUUCUUUCUCUUAUUUACUUUUCCUCCCUUUCUUUUCUCUCCCUUCUUUCUCUUAUUUACUUUUCCUCUCUUUCUUUUCUCUCCCUUCUUUCUCUUAUUUACUUUUCCUCCCUUUCUUUUCUCUCCCUUCUUUCUCUUAUUUACUUUCUUCUCUUUAUUUUAUGUACCUUCUCUCUCUUAUUUACUAUUCUUCUUUCUUUUCUCUCUCUUCUUUCUCUUCUUUACUUUUCCUCCCUUUCUUUUCUCUCCCUUCUUUCUCUUAUUUACUUUUCCUCUCUUUCUUUUCUCUCCCUUCUUUCUCUUAUUUACUUUCUUCUCUUUAUUUUAUGUACCUUCUCUCUCUUAUUUACUAUUCUUCUUUCUUUUCUCUCUCUUCUUUCUCUUCUUUACUUUUCCUCCCUUUCUUUUCUCUCCCUUCUUUCUCUUAUUUACUUUUCCUCUCUUUCUUUUCUCUCCCUUCUUUCUCUUAUUUACUUUUCCUCUCUUUCUUUUCUCUCCAUCUUUCUCUUAUUUACUUUCUUCUCUUUUAUUUUAUGUACCUUCUCUCUCUUUUACUAUUCUUCUUUCUUUUCUCUCUUUUUCUCUUAUUCUUUUUUCUUUUCUCUCUCUUCUUUCUCUUAUUUACUUUUCCUCUUUUUUUUUCUCUCCUUCUUUCUCUUAUUUACUUUUCCUCCCUUUCUUUUCUCUCCUUCUUUCUCUUAUUUACUUUCUUCUCUUUAUUUUCUCUUUUCUUUCUCUUAUUUACUUUCUUCUUUCUUUUCUUUUCUUCUUUCUCUCUUAUUUACUUUUCUUCCCUUCUUUUCUCUCUCUUCUUUCUCUUAUUUACUUUUCCUCCUUUCUUUUCUCUCCCUUCUUUCUCUUAUUUACUUUUCCUCUCUUUCUUUUCUCUCCCUUCUUUCUCUUCUUUACUUUUCCUCUCUUUCUUUUCUCUCCUUCUUUCUCUUCUUUACUUUUCCUCUCUUUCUUUUCUCUCCUUCUUUCUCUUAUUUACUUUUCCUCUCUUUCUUUUCUCUCCUUCUUUCUCUUAUUUACUUUUCCUCCCUUUCUUUUCUCUCCUUCUUUCUCUUAUUUUUACUUUUCUCUCUCUUUCUUUUCUUUCUUUUCUCUCUUCUUUCUCUUCUUUUUUUCUUUCUUCUCUUUAUUUUCUUAUUUACCUUUCUCUCUCUUAUUUACUAUUUUCUUUUUCUUUUUUUCUCUCCUUCUUUCUCUUCUUUACUUUUCCUCUCUUCUUAUUUUUCUCUUUCCUUCUUUUUCUCUUAUUUACUUUUCCUCUCUUUCUUUUCUCUCCUUCUUUCUCUUAUUUACUUUUCUCUCCUUUCUCUCCUUCUUUCUCUUCUCUUCCUUCUUUUCUCUUUUUUCUCUUUUUACUUUCUUCUUUUAUUUUAUGUACCUUCUCUCUUUAUUUACUAUUCUUCUUUCUUUUCUCUCUUUCUUUCUCUUCUUUACUUUUCCUCCUUUUCUUUUCUCUCCUUCUUUCUCUUAUUUACUUUUCCUCUCUUUUCUUUCCUCUCCCUUCUUUCUCUUAUUCACUUUUCCUCCUUUCUUUUCUCUCCCUUCUUUCUCCUAUUUACUUUCUUCUCUUUAUUUUAUGUACCUUCUCUCUCUUUAUUUACUAUUCUUCUUUCUUUUCUCUCUCUUCUUUCUCUUCUUUACUUUUCCUCCUUUUCUUUUCUCUCCCUUCUUUCUCUUAUUUACUUUUUCCUCUCUUUCUUUUCUCUCCUUCUUUCUCUUAUUUACUUUUCCUCUCUUUCUUUUCUCUCUUCUUUCUCUUAUUUACUUUCUUCUCUUUAUUUUAUGUACCUUCUCUCUCUUAUUUACUAUUCUUCUUUCUUUUCUCUCUCUUCUUUCUCUUAUUUACUUUUCCUCCCUUUCUUUUCUUUCCCUUCUUUCUCUUAUUUACUUUUCCUCUCUUUCUUUUCUCUCCCUUCUUUCUCUUAUUUACUUUCUUCUCUUUAUUUUAUGUACCUUCUCUCUCUUAUUUACUAUUCUUUUCUUUCUUUUCUCUCUCUUCUUUCUCUUCUUUACUUUUCCUCUCUUUCUUUUCUCUCCCUUCUUUCUCUUAUUUACUUUUCCUCUCUUUCUUUUCUCUCCCUUCUUUCUCUUAUUUACUUUUCCUCUCUUUCUUUUCUCUCCCUUCUUUCUCUUAUUUACUUUCUUCUCUUUAUUUUAUGUACCUUCUCUCUCUUAUUUACUAUUCUUUUCUUUCUUUUCUCUCUCUUCUUUCUCUUCUUUACUUUUCCUCUCUUUCUUUUCUCUCUCUUCUUUCUCUUAUUUACUUUUCCUCCCUUUCUUUUCUCUCCCUUCUUUCUCUUAUUUACUUUUCCUCUCUUUCUUUUCUCUCCCUUCUUUCUCUUAUUUACUUUUCCUCCUUUUUUUCUCUCCUUCUUUCUCUUAUUUACUUUUCCUCUCUUUCUUUUCUCUCCUUCUUUCUCUUAUUUACUUUCUUCUCUUUAUUUUAUGUACCUUCUCUCUCUUAUUUACUAUUCUUUUCUUUCUUUUCUCUCUCUUCUUUCUCUUCUUUUCCUUUUCCUCUCUUUCUUUUCUCUCCCUUCUUUCUCUUAUUUUACUUUUCCUCUCUUUCUUUUCUCUCCUUCUUUCUCUUAUUUACUUUUCCUCCUUUCUUUUCUCUCCCUUCUUUCUCUUAUUUACUUUUUCCUCCCUUUCUUUUCUCUCCUUCUUUCUCUUAUUUACUUUCUUCUCUUUAUUUUAUGUACCUUCUCUCUCUUAUUUACUAUUCUUUUCUUUCUUUUCUCUCUCUUCUUUCUCUUCUUUUACUUUUCCUCUCUUUCUUUUCUCUCCCUUCUUUCUCUUCUUUACUUUUCCUCUCUUUCUUUUCUCUCCCUUCUUUCUCUUAUUUACUUUUCCUCCCUUUCUUUUCUCUCCCUUCUUUCUCUUAUUUACUUUUCCUCCCUUUCUUUUCUCUCCCUUCUUUCUCUUAUUUACUUUUCCUCUCUUUAUUUUAUGUACCUUCUCUCUCUUUUUUUCUAUUCUUCUCUUUCUUUUCUCUCCCUUCUCUCUCUUAUUUACUUUUCUUCCCUUUCUUUUCUCUCCCUUCUUUCUCUUAUUUACUAUUCUUUUCUUUCUUUUCUCUCCCUUCUUUCUCUUAUUUACUUUUCCUCCCUUUCUUUUCUCUCCCUUCUUUCUCUUAUUUACUUUCUUCUCUUUAUUUUAUGUACCUUCUCUCUCUUAUUUACUUUUCCUCUCUUUCUUUUCUCUCUCUUCUUUCUCUUAUUUACUUUUCCUCUCUUUAUUUUAUGUACCUUCUCUCUCUUUUUUUCUAUUCUUCUCUUUCUUUUCUCUCCCUUCUCUCUCUUAUUUACUAUUCUUUUCUCUCCUAUCUUUCUCUUAUUUACUUUUCCUCUCUUUCUUUUCUCUUCCUUCUUUUUUUCUUUAUUUCUGUUUAAUUAUUUUUUUCGUUGUUUUUCAUUUCUACUUCUUUUUCUUUUAAACCUAAAGAACUCCGCCCUGCUUUUAUUCUUCACAAUAAUCACCAUUUUCAAUUUAUCUUUUUCUGUCUCCCUCGUAUCCUUCCACUCUCUCCUCUCCCCUCACUCUCUCUUUCUCUAG
Acanthosepion pharaonis is the source of this 4020-nucleotide messenger RNA. NCBI's taxonomy places the organism in Eukaryota, Metazoa, Mollusca, Cephalopoda, Sepiida, Sepiidae. The record is from the annotation of a GenBank genome assembly.